Raphanus sativus (radish) is the source of this 942-nucleotide messenger RNA. RefSeq lists its product as uncharacterized. The record is from RefSeq and is a predicted model, not a curated record. Lineage: Eukaryota; Viridiplantae; Streptophyta; Magnoliopsida; Brassicales; Brassicaceae. The transcript has a single exon. Bases 237 to 689 code for a protein of 150 amino acids.
CGUGGAUUUGAAAUUGUCUAGUUUUUCUAGAAGAAAAAUAAAUGAAUUUGUCCAAAGAGGCAAAGAGUGACCCACGUCAAACCCAGAAACUUAUAAACUAUUUAAAAUAAUAAUAAAGUGUUUAUAUAUCAUACUAAAGAAAUCAAAAUCAUGGAAUCUAUCAAAGUCCAAAUCUCCAAAUCAGAUCAUCUCUCUCCCCAAAAGCUUUCUCCUUUCAUUCAUUCAUCUUCUCCUCCAUGACUACAUCAGUUUCAAUGAACCCAUCUCUCUUUCGCGUAAUCUGUAUACUCCAUUCAGUCAUCGCUCUAACAAGUGGAACCCUAAUGAUGUUCUACACAGAGAAAGCUUCCAUCUUCGGACCAGGAAGUGAAAUCGCUAGCAAACUCAAAGGAUCAACGCCGCACGAUGAGCUACUCAUUCAGAUUUCUCAGUCUUUCUCCGGUUUGCUUCUCUUUGCUAUUGGUUUGACACUGUUCAUGGUGUCUUUCGUCAAAGACAGAGAGUUUCACAGCUUCUUCGCUGGAGGGUCUGUGAUUCUCUACGUGUUGAUGGCCUCGUGGAGGGUUUUGUUUGAGUGGAAGAUUGAGGAUCUUGCUUAUGAAUGGCCUAAGCAAGCUCUUGGAGAUAUAGCUUUAGGGAUCUCCUGGGUGUUCUUUCUUGUUUAUUCAUGGAGAGAAAAGUAUGAUUGAUUGAUGUUUUUGAUUCUUGUUGUAACUUGUGGGCUAAGCAAAAAAGCGUUCCAGUCUUCAGAUUUGGUAAGAGGAAACUGAAAGCAUCUGUCGGAAUUCAGACAAAGAUCAGAUCAAAUCAGAUCAAACAAUAAAUAGUUUGGAUUCAUAUCUUCAGAAGAUCAAGGAUUUUAUUUUUGAUUGGUCUCUAAUUAUUGCUAUGUAGAUCCUCUAUAUUUUGCUGAAUCAAUCCAAACCCUUUGUGAAAAGAGAA